AGGAGGUUGUCAGGGAGGCUGACAUCAGAGAUCCCGUCCCUAUAGAUUAUUGUACAGUGGCAGGAUCUGUUCCUCAUCUGCAAAUGAGACAAGAGGGCACCCAGAGGAAACCCUGAGGGCACUUUGCAUCAUUGACCCAGGUUGCCUAGCACCGCUGGGACUGGGGAGGGAGGGCCGAUUGGCUUCGGGUUUGCAUUUUCCCAGGGUGGCCUGUUGGAGAGCCAAACAGUGCUGAGAACUGAGCCGGGGAGGAGAGAGGCAGAGGCGAUGGCUGGCGACGCGUCGGAGCUUGAACUCCCCUUCGUCCAGGACGUCCAGCUCACCAAGUGCAUGCGGCUGCGGGCGCAGAGCCUCCAGCAGAGGAACGAACGGCCGCAGGAUGGCGAGAAGCUGCUGCGGCCCAACGAGUACAUCUACCGGGUGGAUUUCGUCCGGCAGCACAACCUGCACUUCCUGCGCUGGAAGAUCCAGAUGGAGAAAGCAGGGAAGUUAAUCGUGACGGGCACCUCCCAGCACUGGACACCUGACCUCACCAACCUCAUGAACAGGCAGCUGCUGGAGCCGGUGGGCAUCUUUUGGAAGAAGCCAGGGACCAAGGAAAUGGAGUGUAACGAGGCAGAUGCCCAGGAGUUUGGGGAGAGGCUGAUGGAGCUGGCCAAGAUCCGCAAGGUGAUGUACUUCCUCCUCUCCUUCACCGAUGGCCUCGACCCAGCCCACCUCAAGUGCUCCGUAGUGUUCAAAGCCUGAUCUGUACCUGGGCAGAUCCCUCACCUCUUGCCCCCAACCGUGUCUCUCUUCAUGUUUCUUUCUCUUCGCUUCGAUUCAGUGAUUGGUCAUUUCUUUUAAAGGGACAGCACCACAAAAUUUGCCCUGUUGAUUUGCAGCCGGCAGUCAUGGUUUGAGAAUAGCCAAGUGACUAUAACGCUGCCCCGGCUGCCCUCCACUGUCCCGGGAGACUUUCCCCAACAGGUUGUGUCUUGUGGCUGAAUGGAUGGAGAGGACGGUUGCUUUAGUAGCCUAGAACGCAGUAUUGCACGCUAGUUAAUUCAGCUGUGCAAGGCGAGCUGUUUGACUGGCAGCCUGCUGAGAUGGGGCCGAGCUGGCUUGGAAGCUGUGGGGCUGCCUUGAUCAAACCCGACCAACUGCCUUACAUAGACGUUAAGGUUCCAGUGGAAAUAUCAAGGAUCUCUACCGCACAUCGUCGUGUGGCGUAAGGGAGGUGACGCAGACCAGCGCUUUGAUCUCCACUCUCAAGGCCAUCAUUUUCAAAAGUGUCUGGAGCUGUGGAGCCCAGCACCUCUGAAAAUUAUGCCCCAGGGAGUCUCGAGGUGCCCCUCAUGCCCUCACCUAAUGCAUCGGAAAUCAAGGGCCACUUCUGCAAAUUUCAGGCCUGCUGGUCAAACCCCAGUGAGGACUUCAGGCUUUGGGCCGAUGUUAGUGUCAGCAGCUCAUCUGUUCCCUGCUGCACAGCGAGUAACUCUCACGGUGCAUUUGCCUUGCUGUGGUACAAAUUGAACUCAGGGACAAUGUGCUGCCUGGGGAUGUUAGGUAUUGAAAACAGUUGGAAGGUCAAUCUGCUACAGGGUGCCGAGCUAGGAAAGUUAUAGGGGCAGAGCAAAGGUUUCUGAGCAGAGUUUAACUCUUUGUAGCUCUGAGCCAGAUGCGAGUCUUCUGCAGCGCUCUUCCUUUGUAGAGUACAGUACAGGUAUGUGAUCUCUCCAAGCUCACAUAGAAAUAUAUUGAUUAUUAAUGAUUUACCUAGGGUUGUAAGCUUGCCCAGUGCUUUACAAGCGAUAGAAUAAAACUUCCCUCGCAUCAAAGAGCUUACAACCUAAGGGACUGUUACUGCUAACACUUCCUGCCCUGCAUAGAGCUUUGUAGGGGGUGUCGCCACAUGCACCGUGGUCUGGUGUAUAGGCUACAUGGGUGGAAGCUGGAGACCUGGAUUCUCUUCACAGUACUACCAUUUUGCGGCUUGAUGUGUGAAUUUGGACAAGUCACUGAACUGCUCCGUGCCUCAGUUUCCCCUCUGUGAAAGAGGUGAUGAUAUGGACCCUAUUUUGUAAAGCAGUUUAAGAGCCACAGAUGAAAAGUGCAAUGGAAAUGCUAAGUACAUGCUACUCUUUGUCUUAUGGUCCUGAACAGGAUUACACCUGAGAGUGUUUGUAGGAAUAAGCACUGGUUGUUCCGGAGGUAUAUAUUACGUCAUUGCAUGAAAAACAAACCCACCUCAGCUCGGUUCUCAAGCUUUGAUCUCACCCACAGUUCAUCCUUAUUUUUAUAGCUGAUCUAUACAAGCGUCCCCGUGCAGGGGAUGGGGAAAGCUCAUUUCUUUGCCAAAGAGAGACUGAACUGCAAGGCGACUGUGGAAGCGGCUGGUGUGGCAGCCACUGCGUACACAGCAGUGGUGUGGGGCAGGAAGGCAGGCAAAUGUGCCGGAGAGUCACGCAAGCUGGUGAGACAACAUCAGACACGUGCGGAAGAGAGCUCCCUUAACUGCGGUACCAGGGUAACACGGGUCUCUCCAGGAGAAAAUAACAACAUGGCAGGUGCAUUCUUCUGUGCUGUCACUUUUAUUUGUUCGCUCUCUCUCUUUGUUUAGAGCCGUUCCCUGAAGAAAUGAGACACCCGGUGAUCAGGAGUAGAAGUUUUUCCUAUUCCCUUUUGUCACAAAAUGUAGCAACUUUGGGCCAGAUUUUGCUCUGGGAUUUUAACAGCAACCUUCCACUGAAACCCACCCACACACAUCCCAGAGCAUAGUUUGGCUCCUGGCCUGAAAUGCCACAUGGCCCAGUCAGACUGUCCCAGCUCUAGCCAUUACCGAAAUUGCUGUUACGAGUCGUCAGGACACUUUAAUGGUAAUUCAUUGCUUGUGUCUCACCGCCUGUGUCGAGUUCAUGCUGCGCUUAUCCUGCUGGGUAUGUAUUUGUGUACAAUGGAAAAUAAAAGCCCUUGAGGAAUGAGGUUGGAUGUGUCUCCCUCUGACCUAAAAUGCCCUGGUCUUGCACACAAUAAAGGAGAACCCAUCAAUCUUCACCCCGUGAUUUUUAGGUGUCUUCUCCCAUACACACACACUGCAAAGCUUAAGCUCUGUAAAACGUAAUAACUUUGUUCCUGGAGUGAGCUGCAUAGCUGGAUAUUUAGCUCCACAUGUAGCUUUCGAGUGAGAGAGAGAAUGUUCGGAUUCCUCGGUGUAUCUCAGAUCCACAUCACACGUAAGUCGGUUUUGGGGAUGGGAUGUUAGCCAAUCUCCAGGCCCCUGGAGCAGUACCA
This is a messenger RNA of Trachemys scripta elegans, 3273 nucleotides long. RefSeq names its product olfactory marker protein (gene OMP). Lineage: Eukaryota; Metazoa; Chordata; Testudines; Emydidae. Gene Ontology annotation, biological process: sensory perception of smell; signal transduction. The record is from RefSeq and is a predicted model, not a curated record. The transcript has a single exon. Bases 268 to 747 code for a protein of 159 amino acids. Gene Ontology annotation, cellular component: axon; cytosol; neuronal cell body.